UGAUACCAGAUGAGGAUUUAGGUUUCUGGGUGCACAGUGAACCCUGGCUGCCUUUCCUCUUCCUCCUCUCAGCGCAUAUUGAGAAGCAUGCUUGUAUUUAAAUAUGGGUAUGAGCAGUCCGUGAUCUAAAUAGCCCAGAAGUAAAGUCCUGUUGCAACACGCACGACGUUUCUGAAUCAACCAUUGCACAAAGGUAUUUGCUUGUCUGUGCUGAUUCCUUCUGCUAAAGAUGGCUCAGACAUGGGCUGUUCUGGUUCCGCUCCUUUUCUUGCUAAUCAACCUGGUUGAAGGUUCAGCUUACAACAUGGUGAGUGUGGAGGCUGGUCAUGAGGCUGUGCUGAGUUGCCCUUACGACUCCAAGGUGUCUUUGCUAAUGGUGACAUGGAAGAUGAAAUGCAGCGCUUGCUGCUUGUUGGCCUAUAGGAGUGAUCGUAAUGAGACAAGACAGUUAAACUGCAGUGAGAGAGUGAUGUGGAAAUAUUCCCCUGAGAUUGACCCCGCUCUUCGUAUUUACCCUGUGAACCUUGGUGAUGAGAGAAAUUACACAUGUGAAAUUGCCAGCAGCACAGGGAAUUUUCUUUUUUUCUCUUCUUUGACCGUGAUAGUGCCUCCUACCAUGACUCUGACCCGUGACAAGAGCAGGGUGGCUGUCUGUCAAGCAUCUGCUGGAAAGCCAGCUGCUGAAAUCUCCUGGAUCCCUGCAAGUAAUCACAGCACUGAGGAAGAAGUCCAUCACCCCAACGGAACGGUGACCAGAGUGAGCUACAUAGGCUGGGUCAACAGCACGCAUCCCACUGUCACCUGCCUGGUUACCCACCCGGCUACAAACCAGACUCUGUCUCUAGACCUGUCAUACACUUCGUCAAGGCUUCCCUAUCUCCUGAUAGGAGGAUCUGCAAGCGUUGCUGCUGUCAGUGGUGUGACUGUAUGCUUGAUUUUCAGGCACAGAGAAAGUCUUUCAACGGCUGAGGGCAGCCAGAGGAGAUCUCUAGACAUAACAGCUGUGCACCUUGCCUCAUCAAACCAUUUUAAUUUCCUGACAUCCUGCUUUCAGCUUUCCGGUUACGUAAAUUGGCACAUAAGUCGGCAGCACCAUUUACAACUAAGAAAUUCAGGUCCACACCAUCACGUGAAAAAACAGAAAUGGAAGCCAAGCCUCCUGUCUUACCAGAGAUACAGCUCUUUGAAACAUUUGAAACUUCUAAAGACCGAGUCGGGGAAAUACCUACCUGAAUUUUGUUUGAAAAUGGACUCUGAGGUUUGUCAGACCUUCCAAACACUAAUGCAGCAGUAAGCAUACUCAAUUGCGUGUUUCCGAACUGCCUCUGCUUGCUCGUCGCUGGAGGAAACCAUCUCUGCUCCUUCAGUGUUCUUAGGCAUGAGGAUCUCCCAGUGCCUUUUAUUUGCACUUUCCUUUAUCACUUCUAAAUAGACGUGGGUGGUGGUGGGCAUCUACUGACACCUCUCCAGCCUUUCUUUUUAGUCAGAAGGGCACGAAGAGCGACUCCCUGCCUUAACGAAAAGUGCCUACAGUCCAUUUGUGCCUGCCGGGUAACCGAGCGGAGCCUCUCCUGUGGUGUUAAGUGUCAGUGAUGGGUCGCUCUCUCAGAGCUGUGUACAGCUUCUUCGUGUCAUCUGUGCAGAAGGAGACGCGCCAUUUCACGUAUGCAGCCUCUGGGAGAAAUAAGUGACAGAUAGCUCGGAAUUAGUGAAAGCAGGUUUUCAGCGAUGCUAGCUAGGAAAAGCGUUUUGUAGCUCUAGGGAAAUCCACAGCCGUGCCUUAUUCUCGGGAAGUGGUUCCCCAGUUCUGCUGGCCCACAGCUGGCAGUGCACAGUGGGCACGAUCCAGCAUCCUUUUUUGUUCUCCAUGUCAGCCAGGACCUUUCACAGUCACGGUGCUGUCAAGGAGUUGGUUGUGACUAGAAGUCUCUGAAAUAGGGGAGAAAUAGUUUCUUAGGGAACUGCCCAGCUGUGUCUAGGUCUAAACCUGGGUUCUUAGGCUGGUGUUGCUCAGUGUGACUGUUGAGCAUGGAUUGUUUCUGUGGACAACUACAGCAAUUUGGGUCUGCCUUAUUCAGACUCUGGACCAUUGCAGCCAGACCGAAGGAUGACAUGGCUGUCAAAAUUAAGGGAGUUAGGCUGUGGAGCAGUCUGCUUUUGGCAGUUAUGGUGCACGUGUGUUGUGAUUUUUUUAGGGUGCAAAGCAAGAACUUUUCUUAAUUCCUUUUCACCAAGUGAAAUGUUGAAGACUAAGGUCUAUUACAGAGAGACAGGGAGAUGAUAGUGCAGGGGGUAAAACCCUCUGGAGAAAAAUCACUGUGAUAACUAGCCCUGGCUGAAAAUCAUGGCUCCUAUGCUCAUGAUUUUAUUUUCCCCUUUAAUUUGUAUUUGGUGGAACUGGUCCAGUCACCUGCAGUUCACCCGCAUUUCCUUGAAAUGAAUUUGAUGUGCUGAAACAAGGUGCUCUGGCAAUGAGAUAGGUCCCUUUGUGCUGCAGGUACUUGGUGAAAUGGGCUCUCCUGGCAGUUCCACAGCUCUUAACAGCUACGUGGACUAUGGUUUGCUCGAUUUCUUAUUUCUGGGAUGGCCCAAGAGCCAGACCGGCUGCAACCUCUCAGCAAAUUAGCUUACAGCAUUGUAGUCUAGUCAGACUUUGAUCAUCACCUGUUUACUGCCAACAAAAAGCUUGAGUUAUCAACCCACGGCUCAGGCAAACCCAUGUGUUGCAGGCACUAACGGGCCUCAGCUGCCUAAUUGUUGUAUGUUCCUUCUGCAAUAAAAUUGGCCCUCAUGCUUUUCAAGCUCAUUGUGUAUGAUUAAUAAAACUUAUUAGGCCAAAGAGAAUAAUGUAGCUAGUGGGGGUGAUUGUAAGAAAGGCUGGGUCAUGAAUAAUGCUUGUAGGCAGAACACGAUCAUUGAACAAGCUCAGUUAAUUUUCGGCUCAUCUUUUGCAUGUGUUACAAUACUGGCACAAGCGGUAGGUAGCUUCAGACACGGAGUUUGCUUCUUUUUCAGCUGUUUGCAAUUCACUGGAGCUUUUGACCACAGGAGUAUGUAUUACAUCCAAGCUGUCAGCAGGUGAUAACUAUUCUAGGGGGCCUGUCAGCUCUGCGUUGUCUUGGAAAGGAGGAGGAUGGGAUUGGCCAAGCGGCGGGCCCGCGUGCGUACUGCGAAAGGAAGCCCUUGGUGCUUGGGAUAAGAGAGAGAGAUCUGCGAGUUGAGUGAUUUUGUAUGGAAACGGGGAGAGGAAAAUGGGAGAGACUGGAGAGGGGGACUGACAGAGGGGAACGAUAAGAUUAAGAGAGUGAGCGUGAUGUUGGGUCGUUGCAGCUUAAUACUUAACAGUGUGAUUAAUUGCUUUUUCCAUUCAUGCUGCCUGUCGCUGCGCACCUUAACCACUGAUCCUGACCGGAGAAGGACACACUUUUGUCAUGUGGGAAGCUCUCUGCACUCUUCUCUCAGGGUGGAAAACUAGGCACGGGCUUGGAUGGUUUCCUCUCUGCCCGUCAUCGCCCAAGGGCGCUGUGUGUGUCAUGCUUCUCUCACGAGCUGCACAUCGAAGGGCUAAAAUCCAUGAGAGACAGAGCUCGGGGGGGCGAGGGAAAGAAGGGGAAGACCGGGCACUGCUUCAGUGGCUCACCAGGGGUUUAACUCCUCCUCCGUCAGACGGGCUUGAGCUGCGCUCUCCCGGGCCGACUGCUGAGGCAGUGCCCGUUUCCCACCUGGAUUUAAUUUUGCAGUUGUUCUGUUGAGUGUUUUGGGAAUGAGGGGAAAAUCACUUAAAUAUUUUCUGUCAUGCUGAUUUUGUAAGGGGACAGGCAUCUUGGUGUAAUCCAAAGAAUAACCCAUAUUGCGUAUUUUGUCUCUUGUAGGAAUUUGGAAAAUAACCAACUUGAGGAUGUUUCUAUGAGUACAUUUACUAUGCUUUUUUCCUUAAUUGCAACAACACUUUUGGUGAUUUUUAUACUGAUUUUAUUUGCACUGAAAGCAAAUUUAAGCAAGGCAAAUAUUUUAGGCUGAAAACUUCCACGUAUUCUUCCGUGGCCUUGUCGAUAUGGCUAGGAAAAUGCUGUUUAUUGAAUAAUCAUUGUGAGAGAGCUACUAAAAGGCGAUCGGCAUUGGAGUGAGCUAUCUGUACAUUCUGACCAAUAAAUAAAUAAAGGUUGUGGAAGUGUAAGCUCCUGCUCCAGGGCUGUUGCACUGCCUUGCCACUGCUGUUUCAGACUGUUUAGUUGAAUGCACAGUUGAUUGAAUGUCACUUGUGCUUUUUAGCACUAGAUGUGAUUAUAGAUGAAAAUGCUCCCAUUUAUUGUGUGGACUUUCACUCAUAAUGUUUAUAGGGCACUCUUGGCAAUAGUCAUGCUGUCUGCUUUCUGAUUAAUCUAUGAGCAAUUUAUCUUCUGGUAAUAGCAGCUGUUGCGGUAUUGCCAAACAGUUCUUUAUUCUCUUUCUGUUCACUGAAUAUGGAAAAAAAAAAAAAAAGUUGACAAAAAGUUAUGUUUAGAAUCCCAUAAAUUGGAAGGUAACUUCACACUAUGAACAAGAUUUGUUAAAAAUCCCAGUUUUCAAGACCAGGAUUGAAAUGAAGAAGAUAAAUAAUUUUCCUGCAGACUUUGGAAAUGGGGCAAAUUUCCUAAGGGUACUUGCCAGUUCAGUGAAAACCUUGGUUUCCUAAGUUGGUAUUUCUUUCAGCUGUACUUUUUGGUCUAGCCUUCUUGGCAUCAUUUUUCAUAGCCUUUCUUCUCUGAUGAGAAAAUAAUACUUUCCUUGGUUGUCCUGUAAUAACUAUAAUACCUGUGGAAUAUUGUCCUGCUGGUUUUGAUGUCUUUGUGACUUGGUCCUUCUGUUUUUGUGAAGUCUUUUUUGUUAAUGUUAACUUGUCCUCAGCUACUUGACUUGGUGCCCACAAUCUGUAUGCAACUUUCAUGUGCUGGAGGCAGCGAAGAGCUCAUGAUUUAACCAGGUAGGACUUCUACUACAUUUCCUAUCGCUUCUCUGUCCUGGAAUAGUUUGUGUUUGUGCUCUUAAUGGUGCUUCUUUAAGCAAUUACUCACUUUUCUUUUCUCUUUAUUUCCUUAAAGUUGUCUCCUUAAUGCUUUCAUGCACUAGUUUUCUCAGUUUAUUGAUUUUUAUCUUCUCUAAGUACUUUGUUAUCCACUUCUCUUUCUGACAUCAAAUGCAACUGUAUUCUCCAUUCGGUUGCUUUAGUAGGUGACAGAUCCUCUCAAUGAAUUUUUUUCUUUAUAAGAUUUUUUUUUUUGUUGGGAGGAACAAUAGGCUUCAAAUUGUAACUUGUUUCAGAAUUUUCCAGUGCUUUUCACUGAACUUCUCUCUGCAUAUAUGCAGCAUUUUAUUUGUGCUUGGGUGACAUCUGUCUUGCAUUAUUAUGCAAAAACAUCAUAGCUAGUUGAUUUUUUUUCUCCAUAGUUUACAUGCCGCCUUGUACCACUCACAGCAACAAGCAUCCAGCUCAGCUUCACUGUAGCUUUCAUGGGAGCCUGACUGGUAAUUUGCCUCACAGUCGCACAGGUUGUACCCAAACCUCUGCAUCUUGCUCCUUGUCUUACCCCAGGAAGCUUCUGCAAGAACUUUUCAAGUCUGUUAACUGCUGUGUUCCUCCAGGAAAAAAUAUCCCAUCCCUCUGUCUUCUCUUUGCAAAAGAAAGGUACCCAGAGGUACCAGAGGGUACCCAGACCCUCUCUCAAAGUAAAAGCAUCUUGCUUGCAGAUAAACCUAAGAUUUAGGGACUGCCUAGAUGGGGUGUGUAGUGCUACAGGACAGUCACAGGACUAGCUCAAGUUGGAGUGUAUCUCCAUGGCUCUUCAAGAGUGGGCUGAUCAUCCUCCUCCUGAGUUAGCUAGAAUUACCAGCCUACAUUGAAUUUGGGGAUUUGCACUGAAUCCCAGGCUGGCAGAGUCAUGCUAGUGUAGUAUCCCUCUUCUCUGAAUGUAAGCCAGAUUUGUCUGUAUGACUGCUGUGCUCCAGUACAAAUUGCACGUAUUUGUUCUCGGACGGAUUUUGGCUUAGCUUCAUGGGGGAUUUUGAUUUUCUCCUCUUGUUCCUUGUUUGCAUCAGUUUAGAUUGAUUUAUAUCAGGACCUUAUAUUUUGUAAAUUCUUUCUUAUGUUUAAAUGGUACAAAACCUUCCGCCAAGUAGAUCCUAUCUGCAUCUUAGCACAAGGAAAACACAAAUGUAGAAUCUCAAGCAAUUAAUCUUUUCUUUUCCAGGUGAUAAUUCUGUCAAUUUCUAAAUGAUGCUUCAAGAAAUACCUGAUACUGGAGCAAUUCUGGCAACUCAGUUACUAUAAAAAGUCCAGCAACAUGUUGUGCAGAAAUAGGUUUAUUGUGCAAGACAGAGAGGGACAGCUGAUUUCCUAUGACAGAGGACAUCAGUGUAUGUUCAGGAUGGGCAGGGGAGGAUAGUUUUGUUCUGUAAUGUUUUGUGUCAACUGAUGAGACAGACAGUAGAUUUUCAUUGCUGUUGGACCACCUGUAGCAUCCUACAGGAUGUCAUGGAGUAUCUCUAUGGAGAUGUUCAAAGCCAGUCUGGACACAACCCCCAGCAACCUGCUCUAGCUGACCCUGCCUGAGCAGGGGCUUGGACUAGAUGCUCUCAGGAGGUACCUUCCAGCCACGGGUAUUCUGUGACUCUGUGACUAGUGCUAGGGUUCCUAGAUCCCAAACUAACAAAGAGUUCAUUCCAGCACAGGAUUGCCAGCUCUUCAUGUCUGUGCUUUGGAUAUGAGAGAAGAAUGUUGUGGGAGAUUGUUAUGCCUUGCGAGCCAGAUUCAGCAACUCAGGAGACAUUGUCUGAAGGCCCAGCUCCUCUGGGAAGUCAGUGGCCCUUUGCUUGAACGCUGACUUCUGAAGUAAGGACUUUGCUGUUUGUGAAGUGCUUUGUCUUUGCCUGAUCAGUGUUGCACACAGGGGAUGCUCCUCUGAUGGGAUGCACUGCAGGACAGGACUAGCAAUCGCUGUCUGCAAGUUGAGAGUUGUGCGGUACCCUUCCAGUCACAGUCAGGUUUUUUUCUUGUAACUGAGCAUGUUAGGCCUCCACACAGAUGCUCCUUGUCCUUGCUUUAGCUGACUGUGUCUCAGUAACGCCUCAGCUGAGCAGGACUUCCACACAGUUUUUGAAAAGAGGUCAGAAUAGGAGGAUACUUGGACUUCAAAAAUAUUUACAACUUUUAAAAAGAAACAAAUAUUAAAAGAAUGAGAAGGUGUAUUGCAUUUGCAUGGCAAAGUUUUGGUAGCUGGGGGACUGCAGGGGUGGCUUCUGUAAGAAGAUGCCAGGGCCUCCAUGCUGGACCAAGAUGGACCCACCGCUGGCCAAAGCUGACCCCAUCAGCAACGCUGGUGGUGCCUCUGUGAUAACAUAUUUAAUAAAGGGUAAAAAAAUGCUGUGCAGCAGCUCUGAGGAAGAGAAGUGAGAAAAAUGUGAGACAAACAACCCUGUAGACACUGAGAUCAGUGGAGAAGGAGGGGGAGGAGGUGCUCCAGGUGACAGAGCAGAGAUCCCCCUGCAGCCUGUGAAGAAGACCAUGGUGAAGUUGGUUGUCCCCCUGCAGCCCAUGGAGGACUAUGCUAGAGCAGAUAUCCACCCUGCAGCCCAUGGAGGACCCCAUGCUGGAGCAGGCUCCUGGUGGGAGCUGUGGCUAUAGAGAGGAGACCGCAAAGGAGCGGGUUUUCUGGCACAGCCUGUGACCCCGUGGGGGACCCAUGCUGGAGCACUCUGUUCCUGAUGGACUGUACCCCGUGGAAAGGACCCACACUGGAGUAGUUCUUGAAGGACUGCAUCUCAUGGGAGGGACCUACACUAGAGCAAGGAGCAGCAGAGACAGUGUGUUAUAAACUGAUCCCCAUUCCCCAUCCUCCUGCAGGGCUGGGGGUGGGGAGGAGGAGGUAAAUCUGGGAAGAAGAGGGAUGAGGGGAAGGUGGUAUUAAUUUUGUUUUUAUUUCUCACUGUCCUAUUUUGUUUUUAAUUAGCAGUAAAUUAACUUAAUUUCCCCAAAUCAAGUCUGCUGUGCCCACGACACUAACUGGUGGGUUACCUCCCUGUCCUUAUCUCAACGCACAAGCUUUUUCAUCAUAUUUUCUCCCCUUGUCCUGCUGAGGAGAGGGAGUGAGAGAGCGUCUGGGUGGGCACCUAGCAGCAGCCAAGGUCAACCCACCAUGCAAGGCUUAUUCACUAACAGAGCUAUAACAGGAAAUAGGAUGCUGUAAACAGACUCUGCAUUAUUAAGGCAUUUUAUGCUGAUGAUACAUCUCUGGAUCUUCUGACUUUAAUCUUAUGACUCUGUUCUGAGCUCUGAAAAUUUCAUUUCCACUCAUUCUGGUCUCUCAACUGACAAUAAGUACUGCUGAGCAAACAAAGGUGAGUGCUUUUUGGAUUGAUUUUGUCUGACUGCUGCUGCAGUCCAACAGAAUUUAUAUACCACAGGGUAGUGUUUGUAUCUAGCUGUGCUUGUAUUUGGAAUUUCCAUUCAUGUGUAUGAAAGAGAAACCAUGGACAAACCCCCUGAAAUCUUUUCUGUGUUAGAUUUAUGAUCUCUGAAGUAUACAAACCCCCUCUUCUGUGCAAAAACAAGUGGCCACAUGCAGACCAAUGUGCUUAGUACAUAAAUGUUUUGCUUGUACUCAUUUCAUCUCUUGUGUGAGAGAGGAGUGUUGUGUGGAAAAAAAAAAGAGUGAGCGAGCCGACUACUGAAAAGCUCUGGCCUGGCUGUUUGCCUUUAUCUUCAACUUGCUUGAAAUAGUCAUAGUCACAUCAGGAGGGUUAGAAUCGAACAGCACCAGUUAGUGUAUCAUUAGGGUUGCCUCCUUAAUCAGGCAAGUUAGUGCCUGCAGAGCUAUGAUACCUGCACGAGUGCUGCCUGCCUCCAGGUCUGAAUCUCCACCAGCUGCAUCUGCUCUCAUGGUCUUUAUCAUUGUUCUUGUGUGAUCAACAUGGUGCUAUAUAUAGCAAAAAUAAAAAUGCACACACAUAGGCAAAUAUCUUUAUGCAUAUGUACAUUUCUCUGCCUGUGUGAAGCUUUGACUAUACACAUAAAAAGUUAUGUUUUUUCCUUGAGAAAUUAAUUUCUUAAUAAUUUCCUAUCAACAGAACAUCUCAUUAUAUAUAAAUGUUGUGAAAGACCUUAUUAGACAGAUAGACACACGAGAGAUAAAAUUAA
Molecule: messenger RNA, 9172 nt
Organism: Grus americana (Whooping crane)
Lineage: Eukaryota; Metazoa; Chordata; Aves; Gruiformes; Gruidae
Product: cell surface glycoprotein CD200 receptor 1-B-like
Exons: 9
Coding region: 230-1294 (354 amino acids)
Biological process (GO): regulation of neuroinflammatory response
Cellular component (GO): external side of plasma membrane
Molecular function (GO): signaling receptor activity
Source: RefSeq, a predicted model, not a curated record